Molecule: messenger RNA, 7022 nt
Organism: Melospiza melodia melodia
Lineage: Eukaryota; Metazoa; Chordata; Aves; Passeriformes; Passerellidae
Product: receptor-type tyrosine-protein phosphatase V-like
Exons: 39
Coding region: 44-6580 (2178 amino acids)
Biological process (GO): protein dephosphorylation
Molecular function (GO): protein binding; protein tyrosine phosphatase activity
Source: RefSeq, a predicted model, not a curated record
GGAACGGGCUGUGGACCACGCCAGGGACACCCUCCAGGUCCCCAUGAGGUCGCUGCUGCUGCCGCUGCUGGUGCUGUGCGUGCCGCGGCUCCCAGGGACCCUGGCGCAGGGCGAGGGAUGCAACCACACAGCACAGGCAGGGCUGGAGGGCCAGGAUGCACGUGGUGAAAGAGGCACCCUCCUGAAUGUCAGUGUGAGUGACCAUGACCGCUCAGACUCCCUCCUCCUGUCCUGGGAUGAGCCAGAGGGAGGUGCCAGGGGGUAUUUCCUUGCCCUGUCCCCCCUGGGGUCAGGCAUGCUGCUGCAGAAUGGCUCUGCUGGACCCAACACCACCAGCUUCUGGUUCCAUGGGCUGACUCCUGGCACACGCUACGAGAUCGAGGUGACAGCCACGCUGGCCUGCAGGGACACCACCAGCCAGACCAUCACAGCACAGACAAGUCCCUCAGCUGUCCUGAACCUGACUCUGAGCAGCAGCAGCUCCUCCUCUCUGCGUGCAGCCUGGGCACACGGGCACGGGCACAGGGACGGCUACAGCCUGGCACUGUGGCACAGCCACUCCCAGAGCCUGCUGAGGAACGUGUCCCUCCUGCCCAGCACCUCCACCUUCCUCUUUGAGGGGCUCCAGGCGGGCAGUGAGUAUGCCCUGAAGGUCAGCACCCUGGCUGGGACCCUCCAGGCCAGCACCAGUGCCCACCAGUGGACAGCUCCCUCCGUCCCCACCCAGCUGAGGCUCAGCCCAGCUUCCAGCACCAGCCUCGUGGCCUCCUGGGCAGGGGCUGCAGGGUCUGCCUGGCUCCACCUGGAGCUCCACAACCUCCUCACCCAGAAGGUCAGCAUGAGCCUGUCAGCCAGGAGGGGCCUCAGCAGCUACACCUUCCAGCAUCUGCACCCUGGCACCCACUACUGGCUGGGGCUCAGUGCCACAGCUGGGCCCUACACUGCCCUGGGACCCAAUGCCUCUGCCUGGACAUACCCCCUGAGUCCUGACAAUGUGACCCUGAGCAGUGCAGAGGAGCAGAACUCCUUAGAGGCUCGCUGGAGUGUCCCAGGGGGACACAGGGACUUCUACCUGGUGACCCUGCAGGAGGGACAGGACAGUGCUCCAAGCAGGAACAUCUCCGUGGGUGGGGACAACGACCACGUCACCUUCCACGGGCUGAGCCCUGGCCAGCAGUACUCUGUGCAGGUGGUGGCCGUGGCAGGGCCCUACAGGGCAUCAGCUCAGAGCUCAGCAGCCUGGACAGAACCACGAGCACCCUCUGCUGUGAGCCUGUCCAGCCAGGGCAGCCCCCACAGGCUGCUGGCCAGCUGGGAGGAGGCCUCAGGAGAGGGUUACCUGCUGCUCCUCAGCCUUGCAGAGCACCCUGUGCACAACAGCUCCUUGCCCAGGGGUGCCAGGAGCUUCACCUACGAGGGCCUGCACCCUGGGAGCCUGUACAGCUUUGAGGUCAGCACUGUGGCUGGGCCCUACACAUCCUCACCCCAGUGCAUCUCCAACUGGACAUACCCUUUGCCCCCAGAGCAGCUGACCCUCAGCAAUGGGGGCCACAGCACCUCUCUGCAAGCCUCCUGGAGAGCAGCUUCCUCUGGCAGCACUGGCUACACAGGCACCCUCUGGGAAACCAAGUCCCGGGAGCAGGUCAGGAAUGUGACUGUGGGGAGUGACUGGACCAAUGUCACCUUGGAGAACCUGGUCCCUGGGCGGCAGUACACGCUGGAGAUGGCUGCUGUGGCUGGGCCUUACAGAUCUCCUGUGAGAUCAGCCACUGACUGGACAUACCCCCUGGCUCCAUCUGGAGUGACGCUGACCAACACCCGGCGCCCGAUGGGGCUCUCGGCCUUCUGGGACAGGGCUGCUGGGGAUGUGGACCAGUUCCACCUCCAGCUCUACAGCAAGAGCCAUGCAGCACAGAGGAACACCUCAGUGGGGCCAAACACCCACAACUUCACAUUCCUGGGGCUGUCCCCUGGCACUCAGUACUUCCUGAAGGUGACUGUCCUCGCUGGCCCAUACAGAUCCUCAUCACAUUUUGCCACCGAGUGGACAUAUCCCCUGUCCCUGGCCAACGUCAGUGUGCAGCCUGGCCGGGAGCCCCAGGAGCUGCGCGUGAGCUGGGUGGAGUCCGGAGGUGGCAGAGAUCACUUGGUGCAGCUCUCAGUGGCCGAGUCGCUGUCCAUCAUCAGGAAUGUGUCAGUGCCCCGGGGAGUGACCCAGCUGGCCCUGCAGGGGCUGGUGCCAGGCUCCAGGUACCGCGUGGAGAUCAUUUCCCAGGCCGGGCCUCACCGCAUCUCCUCUCAGACUGCCAUCGGCUACACCGUCCCCCUGGCUCCUCGUGCCCUGUCUGCCAGCCCUGCCAGCACAGCCCAGGCUCUGGCUGUGCAUUGGGAGGCUGCUGCUGGCCACAGGGAUGGAUACCUGCUCAGCCUGCUCCAGGAGGGCUCCUCUGCACCGCCAAGGAACCUGGAAGCAGGGAAGGACAGCACCAAUGUCACUGUGGCACAGCUGGAAGCAGGGACAUGCUACCUUGUGAGGAUCUGGGCAGUGGCUGGGCCCUACCGCUCCCUCCCCGAGAACGUCACCGGCUGCACAGUUCCUGAUGCACCAACAAAUCUGAGCCUUACCAACCCAGGCAGCUCCUCAGAGCUUUACACAUCCUGGAACGAGCCCCCGGGCAGGAGGGACCACUACCAUGUUACUCUGUACAGCCUCAGCACCCAGAGCAGGAUUCAGGUCCAGACCUUGAGUCCAGAUGCCCUGAACACCAGCUGGACUCAGCUGGAAGCAGGCAGCAAGUUUGCUGUGCAGGUCACUGCUGUGAGAGGCUCCUUAGAAGCCUCUUCCAUCAACGUCACCCAAUGGACAUAUCCCCUGGCCCCUGUGAACCUGACCCUGAGCAGCCCCUCAGCCUCAGCCCUGGUGGUGACCUGGGCAGUGCUGGGCCGAGGGGCAGAAGGCUUCGUGGUGGAUGCCCAUGAGACAGCAUCUGGCACUCCUGUGGGGCACACACUGCUGGGUGGCCAUGCCAGGAGCCACAUCCUGAGGAAACUGAGCCCUGGCACCCGCUACAGCGUGGCAGUGAGGGCCACAGCUGGGCCCUUCCAUGCCAGCACCCCCAACAUCACCCACUGCACACCCCCGCUGCCCCCGGCCGCCGUGCGCCUGCUGAGCCCGGGGCACCCCGACAGGCUGAGCGUGGCCUGGGGGGCCCCAGCUGGGGGCAGGGAUGGAUACAGCCUGACCCUGUACCGGGCCCCCCUGGGCACUGUGGCAGCCACAGCCUUGCUGGGCAGGGACAGCCACAACUUCACCUUCACGGGGCUGGCACCAGGCAGCAAAUACCUGCUGGAGGUGGCAUCUGUGGCUGGCGCCUUCAGGGCACCUGCAGGGAACGUCAGCAACUGGACGUACCCCGUGGCACCCCGCAAUGUGUACAUGACCAACCAGGGCUACCCCAACAGGCUGAGCGCGUCCUGGAGAGCUGAGCCCCAGGGACAGGAGGGUUACAGGCUCCUCCUGUACCACUCAGGCUCAGGCACUGUGGCAGCCAAUGUCUCUGUUGGGAAAGGCACCAGCAAAUUCACCUUCUCUGGCCUGGCUCCAGGGCACAAAUACCUGCUGGAGGUGGUGUCUGUGGCAGGGCCCUACGCAGCCUCGGCAGGGAACAUCAGUGACUGGACAACCCCCUCAGUUCCCCAGAAUCUCUCGGCGGUGGCUGAAGGGAACAGCUCCAUGCUCAUCUCCUGGGGCAGUGUCCCUGGCCAGCAGGACGAGUGCCAGCUGUGGCUGCGGGACCCCCGGAACAGCUCCCUGCCCUGGAGGCACUCCCUGGCCAGGGGACAAGGCCAGCACCUCCUGCAGGGGCUGAUCCCAGGCAGGAACUACUCUGUGUCCUUGAGCUGCGUGGCUGGGCCCUACUGGAGCAGCACCAAGCCCCUGGCAGUGCCCGUGGAGCCGGAUCCAGUGAAGGAUGUGCUGUGCCUACCAGAGUCAAGGAGCCUUUACUUGAACUGGACGAGCUCUCCUGGAGAUGUGGAGGCUUAUGAGGUGGUGACAGAGAGACUUUCUGAAGGACCCCCCACCUCCAGGCUUACCAUGAGCAUCCCUUCAAGCGAGGCCAGUCUGGAGGGGCUGGAGCCAAACUCCUCCUACCAAAUCCUUGUGAGCACCGUGGGCAUGAACACCUUGAGGAGCCAGGCUGUGACUCUGCUCUGCAGCACAGCAGUGGAGCCUCUGCCCCCUCCCCUGCGUGCAGAGGUGUUCCCAGUGGAGGCCAGCUCCACAGUGAUCAUCUCCCCCGAGCUGUUCAGCGAGGAGAACGGCCAGAUCGAGUACUACGGUGUCAUUGCCACCACCAAUGAGUCACUGCUGAGGCCCACCCAGGAGAUCAUGUCCAGCACGUGGUACGAUCACUACUAUGGCACAGAGGACUCCUACCUGGCAGUGCUCCUUCCCAACCCCUUCCAUCAGAGGAGCUCCCCCAACACCUGGAGGGUGCCCGUGGGGACAGAGGAGUGUGGCCACUCCAGGGCCACCUGCAAUGGGAAGCUGAAAGCCAACGAGCAGUACAGGUUCAGCAUUGCUGCCUUCACCAAAUAUGACCCAGUGGCCCCUGCUGUGACAUUCACCAUGUUCUCAGCUGCUGGAUCCAGUGCAGACACAGCUCCACUCUCAAUGCCAAUAAUUGCUGGAAUCAUUGUGGGGUUUCUUCUGACACUUGCAGCUGUUUUUGCUUUGGUUUACUGGAAACAGCUCAAAGCAAGGAGAACCAAGAAGAGCAGCCCACCCCAGGAGAUGGUGACCUACAGCCUGAGGAACGUCCACCGGCCAGUGCCCCUGCAGAACUUCAAGCAGUACUAUGAGAUGAAGACAGCAAAUGCUAACCAUGCUUUUUUCCAGGAGUUUGAGGAGCUGAAAGAAGUUGGGAAGGAACAGUCCAAGGUGGAGGCUGAGCUGCCAGAAAAUGUCUCCAAGAACAGAUACCCCCAUGUGUUACCCUAUGAUCACUCUCGGGUCAAGCUGAGCCAGCUGGGGCAGGAUCCACACUCAGAUUACAUCAAUGCCAACUUCAUGCCAGGCUACACAUCCCAGCAAGAGUUCAUUGCCACCCAGGGGCCCCUGAAGAAAACCAUAGAGGAUUUCUGGAGGCUGGUGUGGGAGCAGAAUGUCUGCAACAUCAUCAUGCUGACCGUGUGCAUGGAGAAUGGGAGGGUGCUGUGUGACCAUUACUGGCCGUCAGAGUCUGCCCCAGUGUCCUAUGGGCAGGUGAGGGUGCACCUGCUGAUGCAGAGCAGCUCUGAGGAGUGGACAGUGCGGGAGUUCAAGCUGUGGCACGAGGCUCUGGGGGCAGAGCGCUUCGUGUCCCACCUGCACUACACAGCAUGGCCCGACCACGGCAUCCCCGAGUCCACCACGUCCAUCAUGGCCUUCAGGGAGCUGGUCCAGGAGCACAUCCAGAGCACCAAGGAUGCAGGGCCCACCCUGGUGCACUGCAGUGCAGGCGUGGGCCGCACGGGCACCUUCAUUGCCCUGGACCGGCUGCUGCAGCAGAUGAGGCAGGAGAAGGUGGUGGACAUCUUUGGUGUGGUGUACUCCCUGAGGAUGAACCGGUACCUGAUGAUUCAGACCCUGUCCCAGUACAUCUUCCUGCACAGCUGCAUUCUGGACAAGAUCUUGGAGGAGCCUCUCCUGGAUUUAUCAGGGACACAGAGGUCCUGCCCCAUCCCUCUGAAGAGCUUUGCCCAGCACUGUGCCCAGAAGGCAGCCAAGUCCCACCUGGGCUUCCUGAGGGAGUAUGAGGCUCUCCUGGAGGUUGUCAAGGAAGAAGCCAGCUCUGCAUCUCCAUCUUCAGGCAGCCAGCAGGCACGGCCCUCCUCCAGCAUCCUGCCCUAUGAUCGCUCCAGGGUGAAGUUCUCCCUGCUGGAGCAGGGCCCUCUCUCAGGACUGCUGCAGGUCUGGCGUGUCCCGGGCUGCAGCUCCAGCAGGGACUACCUGGCUGUCCAUGGCCCUGACAAGCUGACCAUGGAGGACUUCUGGACCCUGGUGUGGGAGCAGGAUGUUCACACCAUGCUCACACUUCUGCCAUGGCAGGAGAAGGGGGAGGUCCCAGGUGAGGAGUGCUGGCCCCUGGAAGGAGACUCUCUCUGCACAAGGACCCUGACCAUCCAGUGUGACACAGAGAAGCUUGUCUCAGGAUGGAGAUGCACCCAGCUCAAACUGAAACACGAGAAGAAGGCCAAGGAGAGGCAGGUGCAGAGGUUCCUGUACACGCUGUGGAGCAGCAAGAAGCAGCCUGAUGUGCAGAGCCUGGUGGAGCUGCUGGGGGCUGUCAGGAGGGGCAGCCCCCCCCGCAGGAGAGGGGGUCCUGUCCUGCUGCACUGCAGUGGUGACAUGAGCCAGAUGGGUACCCUGAUCUCCCUGGACUGCCUGUUGCACCAGAUGAAAGCUGAGAGAACCGUGGACAUCUAUGGUGUGAGCCUCCAGCUGGCCAGGAGCUGCUGCCUCCUGACCCCCACUCUGGACCAGUACAUCUUCCUGCACAGCUGCAUCCAGGACAUCCUGGCUCAGAACCAGCCCUGACACCCCCUGGCCCCUCUGGCACCUUCUGCCUGCUCCUGUACAGAGCUGGGGGCACCGUGGCACCCCUGGCACAGAGGAGGAGCAGUGCCCUCCCUGCCCGGGCAGUGUCCCCAGCGUGGUGCCAGCUGUGACUCCUGGACACACGGACAGUGUCCUGGGACACACAGACAGUGUCCUGCCAUAUCCCACUGCACACACAGUGAGGGGCUGGGCAGGAUCCUCUCCUCUUUUGGAGCUCCCCUGAGAUUUCUGGUGCCUGGAGGGCUCUGUGCCCCCUCAGUGCUCACUGUGGGGCUCUGUGGUGCCCCUGAGCCCAGCACCAGUGUGGGGCACCGUGGGCUGCUGUGCCCCUGGGCUCUGCUGUGGGCACAGCCCUGGGGGAACUGCCUUGUCUCAGCUGGAAUGCUCUUAGGUACAAACAAUAAAGAGCCCUAGGAAAGUG